UUUCCUGUAGAUAAAUCUUCUUUGCAUUUAAUUUGCUCGUCUAUUGUUUAAUAGCCAUAAUAUCAAAAAACCUAUGAUAUGAGUUUUCCAAAAGCCAUGGACUUUCAUAAGAUUUGUAGAACAUGUUUGGGUGAACGAGAACAACUUAGAGUAAUUGUUGAUAACAAAAUUUCUCAUAUGUUAGAAACCUGUUUUGAUAUACAGGUUAAAAAGGAUGACAAGUUACCACAAAAGUUGUGUAUUUUGUGCUUCAGAUUCAUUACAAAGUUCUACACCUUUAAAAAGAAAGUUGAGCGUUAUAACAGAAUUCUAAAAAAUCAAUUGACAGUAAGAAAUCAAGAAUAUGAUCUUAUAAAUAAAUUUGAGGAUGCAAGUGAUGAUGAUGCUCCAUUAAGUAAUCUGUUAAAAGAUGAUUUAAGAGAAUGCACUAAAGAUUUGGAUAGUGGACCACCACCUCUUAUACCAUUGCAAAAUAAAGUACAAGUUUUUAAGCAUGGUUUACACUUGAAUACAAGUGUAUUAAAGGAGGCUCCACCAUUGGUUCCAAUUAAACAGAAAUUGGUUCCAAAUGAAAUUGAAAAAUUGGCUCCUGCAAAUAUCAAAUUGGAAUGUACAUUGUGUGGAGAUGAAUUCAAUUCAGUUGUUACAUUAAAGGAGCACAGAAAAUCUCAAUGCCAAUCAGACGUUCUUCAGUGCAAUGUAUGCAAGAAAGAAUUCAAGGAACGUAAAAAAUUGAUUGGUCAUUUAAAAGGGCACAUGAUUCGCAAAGAAUAUAUGUGCAAAAUAUGCGGAAAACGUUAUCCUAAUCCCUCCACUUUCAAAGUGCACAUGCGGACACAUACCGGAGAACGUCCUUUCAAAUGCCAAAUAUGCAAUAAGGGAUUUGUCCGUUGGGCUGGCGUUGUUGGCCAUAUGAAGACCCACACGUCUCACAAACCCUACAAAUGCAAUACUUGCGAUAAAGCAUUUAAAAUAGCUUCUAAUCUGGAAAGACAUAAGGUUCUUCAUUCCGGGAGUCUCCCAUUUUGUUGUAAUUUUUGUGGCAAAACUUUCAGUCAGUCAGAUAACUUGCAGUUGCAUAUUCGAACGUGUCACACGUUCGAAAAACCCUUUUUGUGCAAUGAAUGCGGCAAAGGUUUUGCUAGCUCUUCUAGUCUCAAUCGUCACAUGUGGGUGCAUUCUGGAUAUAAACCAUAUUCUUGCGACAAAUGUCCAAAAACAUAUUCUAAUUCGAAUGAUUUCAAGAUACAUCUUCGAUCCCAUUACGGAGGGUUCAGCGAUGAAGAGAAGCCGCACGUUUGCACCAUUUGCAACAUGAGAUUCCUACACGCUUGUCGCCUCACUAAACACAUGAAAAUACACGACAAAAAACAAUGCUUUAAAUGCAACAAAUUCUAUAGAAACGAAGUUGCUCUUACCAAACAUAUAGAACAGAAACAUUAACAACAGUAUAUUAACAAGUAAAUUGAAUUUAAACCCAAUGCAAUUUAAGUUAUAUCAUACCAAAUCUUGUUAAAACUAUUGAGUGUGCAUGUUUCCUAUCAAAUACAUAGCUAUGCUGUAAAAUGAUGACAAUAAGAGCAUUAUAUAUAAAUCUUGAUGUCAUAUAAUCAGUAUGCAAUAGUCAACAGCUGAUCGUAUUAAAUUUUUAAUCAUACAUCAAUAUUAAUAUACAAAGUCUUAUAUUAAAAAAAAGUUUCGUUAUUGUCUGUAGCAAUAUAUUUUUAGGCAUGUAAAAACAUCUAAUGAUGUCAUUAAUAUUUAAACUGUAUUAAUAGUACAUUCACUCAGAUAGUUAUUAGUCUUCGGAAAUAUAAAAAAUGAGAUACUGGUGGAACAAUUAGAUGUAAGGUUAAAAAGUUAUAAUAGUCGUAAAUAUUAAAUAAAGAGAAUAAAAGAUCAA
This is a messenger RNA of Nicrophorus vespilloides, 1903 nucleotides long. RefSeq names its product zinc finger protein OZF (gene Plzf). Gene Ontology annotation, cellular component: nucleus. The transcript has 2 exons. NCBI's taxonomy places the organism in Eukaryota, Metazoa, Arthropoda, Insecta, Coleoptera, Silphidae. The record is from RefSeq and is a predicted model, not a curated record. The coding region runs from base 79 to 1443 and encodes 454 amino acids. Gene Ontology annotation, biological process: regulation of transcription by RNA polymerase II. Gene Ontology annotation, molecular function: RNA polymerase II cis-regulatory region sequence-specific DNA binding; zinc ion binding; DNA-binding transcription activator activity, RNA polymerase II-specific.